AUUGUUUAUCAUAACUAUCAUCUGAUUGACUUCUGCUUUCCAAAAACUGUGUCAAAUAUUGAGAGAAAUAUGCGUUAGAAAAGAAAACACACCAUAAACAUACAACCCAACAUGUGACCCUGGACCACAAAACCAUAAGUCGCAUAGGCAUUGCUUGAUUUUUCAGAACAUUUUAACCAAAUGCUUUCAAAAAGUGGUGGGGACAAAAUCAGCCAUUUCAAAAAAUGGUGGGGACAUGUCCCCAGCAUCCCCAGUGUAAAUGACACCUAUGCCUUUAAGUUACAUUUGCAUCACAGCCUCGCCCUUAGUCAUAUAAAAGACACUGACAAGGGUUUGUCAUUUUCUUCACCUCCUGAGCCCUGACUGAUCAAGGAUGGAUCUGAACAUCUUCAUUGUUCUCAUCUGCACUCUUUUCGCUGAAGGACGCUCACUCAAAUGUUAUGAGUGUGCAGGUUUGAUGGGGUUUUGUGUAAGCAAAGAGAAGACAUGUCCCUCUAAUGAAACUUCAUGUGCAAGUGCAACAUUUGUUCAAUCCAUUGGCGAGACUAGGUUUACCAAACAGGCUAAGGCUUGUGACGUGAAACAGAACUGCGUAAAUGGAUCCAUUAACUUUGGCUUUGGAAGUACAGGUUUUUCCAUGCAGUGCUGUAACACAGAUCUCUGUAAUAGCAAAGAUGUCCCAGAUUACAACUCUUACAGCCCCAAUGGAAAACAAUGUUACUACUGCGAUGAUACGAGUUGCUUCAACAAAUUAAACUGUUUAGGAUCUGAAGACUCCUGCAUUACAGCAAAAGUAACAGCUUCUCAGACUUUAAAAGGAUGUAUCACUAAAACUAUCUGUGAUUCAGCAUCACAAGCGUCCCAAGGUUUUAAGGACUUCUCAUGCUGUCAGGGGAAUCUGUGUAACGGUGCUAAGAGCAUCACACAGAAUCUCCUCUUUCUCUUAUGGCCGUUUUUCUUCUACAUCCUGAUCCAUUAAAUUCAGCAGAACUUCACAGCAUAAAUGUGAGAUAUUGUGGCAGGAUUAGUAAAAUAAAGAAUAACUUUUAUGCAAUGUUUUAUUCAAUAUGCUGUAGCUUAAUUUUCUUUGUAUUUUUUGUAGUUAUAUUGUUAGAAAAAAUAUAUACUGGAAACAGAG
Molecule: messenger RNA, 1138 nt
Organism: Paramisgurnus dabryanus
Lineage: Eukaryota; Metazoa; Chordata; Actinopteri; Cypriniformes; Cobitidae
Product: urokinase plasminogen activator surface receptor-like
Source: RefSeq, a predicted model, not a curated record